AUGGUGGCGGCGCACGGGUAUCCGGCGUACCGCUGCUUCAAAACCAUGCAGCGACGCCGACCUGACAUGCACGAGGUCCUCUUCUUCUGCCAGUUCUGGUCCGUGCCGCAUUCCGCCUUCCCUUCGUGCUGCAUCCCGCGCCUUCCCCUCGUACUGCACUACGCCUUUCCGUCGAUCCCUCUGUCCCCUCCGUCCUCCCCACCCCCGCCUGCACCGUCCUCCCCCAUAUGCUGGAUACCGCUGUACCACGAGGCCAAGCUCGCCUUUAUCAUCUACCUCUGGCACCCCCGCACGCAGGGCACAGAGAUUGUGUACGGGUCGAUGCUGCAACCUCUGCUGACCCGCCACGAGCCAAUCAUUGACCGCCACCUGGCACACCUGGAGGAGCGGGGGAGGGACAUGGCUGUGGAAUGUUGGCGUGCUGGCGUGGCAUACACUGGUGCUCGAUUCGAGGAGCUCAUUGCUUACCUGGCGUCCCUGUCAGCACAGGCUGCUGCGUCAGCAGCACUGCGAGGAAUGGACGGGAGUGGGAGGCGGGAGGAAAGGGAGAGGAGGGAGAGCGAAGUUGAGGUCCUGAGGAGUGAGAGGCCGGAUGGAGCAGAGGGUAGGAAGGGAGAGGAGGAGCAGCAGGAGGAGGUGAGGGGGAGGAGGAAGUACCUGCAGCAGUACGGAGGGGAGGCGGUGCAGCUGAGGUCGGCAGUGGGAGUGCAGAAGGGGGGGUAUGAGAGACGGUUGCAGGGAGAGGAGACAGAGGGAACACCCAAUAAUGGGCGGAAAGCAGAGGCGGAGGAGCAGAGGGUGCAGCAGGGGAGCGAGCAGAGGGAGGGGGUGCAGAGGCAGGCAGUGCGGUACAGGAAUGUGGACUCGGAUUCGGAUGGGGACGGUGGGGAGAGCGAUGGGGCGAGUGGUGGGAGUGGAGCGAGCAGUGAGUUCGAGAUGGUGGACACUGAGAGGGAGUUCAGCACGGGAGCAGCAGCAGAUGAGCGUGCAGCUGCUGCCGCAGCUGGCUCUGCUGGCACAGGGCGAGGUGGUGGAAGUGGGUGGUGGGGGAGUAAGCACCUGGCUGCAGGCCUUGCGGGUCUGGGCCGAGCUUUGAGCCCUUCAAACAGCCAAGCAAGGCAGGCAGCACCACCACCUGCCAUGCUGCACGGCACUCUGCCUCCGGCUGCACUGCUGCCAGCUGGGGUUGCGGGUGGCCAGGGGGGCGGUAGCAUCGAUGCUGCUGCUGCUGGGUUUGAUGACGUGGCACCAGAUCAAGUGGAUGACGUGGCAGCAGCCACAGUGGUGGGGGAGGCUUCGCCUCAUCCGAGUGGGAUCAACCUGCGCCCGCGGCGGUCCCAACGGCCGAAGAAGCAGUUUUAG
Closterium sp. NIES-65 is the source of this 1362-nucleotide messenger RNA. NCBI's taxonomy places the organism in Eukaryota, Viridiplantae, Streptophyta, Zygnematophyceae, Desmidiales, Closteriaceae. The record is from the annotation of a GenBank genome assembly.